Penicillium hordei is the source of this 1710-nucleotide messenger RNA. RefSeq names its product carboxylesterase type B. Bases 1 to 1710 code for a protein of 569 amino acids. NCBI's taxonomy places the organism in Eukaryota, Fungi, Ascomycota, Eurotiomycetes, Eurotiales, Aspergillaceae. The record is from RefSeq and is a predicted model, not a curated record. The transcript has 5 exons.
AUGCAUUACAGUCAUCUUUGGUUUGCAUCACUUAUUCUCGGCACCUCCCUUGCUGCUAAUAACCUGGCGAGUAACAUUGUGGAUCUGAAAUAUGCAUCCUAUAAAGGUCUUAAAGACCAUACACAAGGAGUCAUUCAGUAUUAUGGCAUACGGUAUGCCGAGCCCCCUACGUUCGAUCAUCGUUGGAAAGCACCGAUUCCAGUCGCGAAGUUUCCUUCGAGCAACCCUCCCAUGCUGAACGCUACUUCACCUGGACCACAAUGCAUGCAAGUCAUUCCUCCCUGGCAGACCGCUGGCAUUGCAUCAAUUGGCAUGGAUCCCAGUAGCUAUUCUGCCAGCAAGAAUUUACACUCCAGCGAAGAUUGCUUGUUUCUAGACGUACUUGUGCCUGAGUCACGCAAAUCUUCUAGCCUGCCUGUUGUGGUAAUGAUACACGGUGGGGGGUAUGUUAUCGGAAAAAAAACCGAAUCUGACGGAACUGGAUUCGUCUCGGCUUCGAAUGGAAGCGUAAUUUGGGUUCAAAUUCAAUACAGGCUGGGGCCAUAUGGAUUCUUGGCAGGCGGCGAAAUCCAGAGCGAAGGAAGCUCAAAUGUUGGUUUACUGGAUCAAAGAGCUGCACUGUUGUGGGUGCAGGAGAAUAUCCAUCACUUUGGUGGUGACCCUUCGAAGGUAACGAUCUGGGGGACAAGCGCCGGAGGAGGAUCUGUGACAAUGCAGAUGAUGUUGAAUGGAGGCGACCCGAACCCUCCUUUUCGAGCAGCAAUCUCUGAAUAUCCUUGGUGGCAGUCCUUCCAUGGAGAAGAGACCAUAGAAAAUCAGUAUCGCAGUCUGCUACAAGCGGCCGGCUGUCAAAGUCUUUCCUGCUUGAGAAAUAUAUCAUCCGAAUCCCUGCUGAAUGCCAGUCUCUCCUCAUACGGUUCGGCCUACAUGAACGGUGAUUUUGGAUAUGGCGAUUACUUUUUCGGACCAACAGUCGAUGGUACCAUCAUUCACGGUCUGCCGUCAGAAGAGUUCAGCUCAGGGCGAUUUUCCAAGGUACCACUACUAGUGGACCAUAAUUCUUUGGAAGGUCUGCUUUUUUCUAACUUCUCCAUUACCUCGCAAUUUGAAAGCUCGUUCAAUCUCCAGAGGCUUUGGCCCAAAUGGACACCCUCAUUUAUCAGCAGACUACUAGAGCUUUAUCCCGACAGGAAAUACACCGGCUCCUACUAUGAUGACCGGGCUCUGCAGUCGUACUCACGGUUGCUCCCAACACUCAAAAACAACACUGCCUUUUUCAAAACUCAGGACAUUUUCGGCGACUUCGUCAUAAACUGUCCAACAUAUUAUGUGGCUGCAGCCGUCAGUGAUGCUGGGGUUCCUGUCUGGAAGCUUCGUUUCGGUGCCGGCACAGAAGUUCAUGGAGCGACCGAUCCUUACCUCCGAAAGGCCUCUAAUUCGACGGACAAUCCAACCUUGAGUCGGCAGAUGAAGGAAUAUUUUCUAUCGUUCAUCCUUUAUCUAAACCCCAAUCACCUCACCGCGGUCUCAAAGCCGCAGUGGCCAAACUAUUUCGACAAAAAUAACACUUUUGCCACGCUCCACAUCAAUCAGACUUCAAUCUGGGCUGGACAAGAUUGGGACGUUUCUGCAAACUGUGACUUCUUCAAGGGACAAACAAGCGUUUUGCUAAAUCGAGGUACUGCUUUUGUCAACUGGGUAGCACAUUGA